AUGUCGUGGAAUACUGCCAAAAAGAGGUUCCAGAAGGACUUGGACAGAUACCCGGAGCUCAUCCGUGAGGUUCUUGUCAAGAGAUCCAACAGGUUCAACUUGCCUACCUUUGAAUCUACCAAGUAUGUUCCAAAGCACGAGAGAAAGACGAAGAUGGAGGAUGUUGGACUCGCAAGUGGAGACAUGGUGUACAUUGCAGAGGGAGAGCACAAAGGCAAGAUCACCUCUGUACUUCAAUACUCACAGGAGUCUGACAGCGUGAUUUUGACCGAUGUUUUGUCAAAGAGAAUCAUUCCCAAGGCAUGGUGGAUCCAGAACCAAACCAGUCAUGUUAUGGAGUACCCAGACAACAUUCCAAGAGAAUACGUCAAGUUGGCUGCAAAGGAUAGAGAUGACACUGGUAAGAUCUCGUAUGUUGUAGCCGAUGAGGUUGUCUACAAGGAGAAGUACUAUGAUGAUAGAUACAAGAAAUGGUUACCCAAGAGAUUUGUCAAACACCACGAAACUAUCGAGAUCCCUUGGCCAAAGCCACCUACGGAGAUUGAGGAUGACCGCAACUCGACCACUGCCGAUGCAGUUUUCACCAAGACCUACGAGGACCAGACUGUCGCCAAAUCCCCUCUUCCACAGGGUGUGUUGGCAGAGCUCAGAAACCCAUACUCGUCCUACAAGAAGAAGACGCUCACGGAAGUCCAGGCCAGGAAGCUCACUGCUCCAAAGAUGCCAUUAUCUACUGAGCAGAAGAUCUACUUGGCCAAGAAGGCUCAGGAGCCUGAGAAGAAGCUUGAGCCAUUGUCUGACGAAGUGAAGGACUUCAUCGGAACCAAGAUUGCUCAGCACCUUGCGAAGAUCGAAAACCCUGCAUUGUUGACGCACUUGGAAGCUUUGUCCAAGGCAAAGGUUCCGGACUUUGAAAAGACCAUGAAGAAGCUCUCAGAGAAUGAGAAAUAG
Molecule: messenger RNA, 951 nt
Organism: Sungouiella intermedia
Lineage: Eukaryota; Fungi; Ascomycota; Pichiomycetes; Serinales; Metschnikowiaceae
Source: the annotation of a GenBank genome assembly